This is a messenger RNA of Phytophthora sojae, 279 nucleotides long. RefSeq lists its product as hypothetical. The transcript is spliced from 2 exons. NCBI's taxonomy places the organism in Eukaryota, Oomycota, Peronosporomycetes, Peronosporales, Peronosporaceae. The annotation marks the transcript as partial. The record is from RefSeq and is a predicted model, not a curated record.
CCGGCAAUAGUUAGCCUGCCGUUUACUAGAGGUGAAAGACGAUCGGUCUUAGCCGCUUUUGACGUGGGCGCCUUUUUCGCGUGGGAGUCUACUACAGGAACCUUUGAUCGUUUAGCUUUUCACGAGGCUUUCAGAACAAAAAAUGCUCCGUACAUUAAUCCAUGGCCGCUCCCGAGGUCCAUUGUUAUCCUAGAUAACGCAAAAAUCCACAUGUACCGCGAGCAGGGCUGCCGAAUAUGGUAUUGUCAUUUAUUAGCGCAGAUAGAGCCUCAUAAAUAA